Lipotes vexillifer (Yangtze River dolphin) is the source of this 5636-nucleotide messenger RNA. It is a transcript of the gene IGSF3, whose product is annotated as immunoglobulin superfamily member 3. Lineage: Eukaryota; Metazoa; Chordata; Mammalia; Artiodactyla; Lipotidae. The transcript has 11 exons. Gene Ontology annotation, cellular component: membrane. Bases 766 to 4341 code for a protein of 1191 amino acids. The record is from RefSeq and is a predicted model, not a curated record.
GCGGGGACUGGGGAGGGGCCGGCGCGCGGCUGCUGGUGCCGCUGCCGGAGCAGAGGGAGGAGGCGGCGCGUCCCUAGAGGCGUGCGCCGGGGCAGACGGACCGACGGACCGACGCGCGAAGGGAGAGGGCCAGCGGCGAGAAAGCUGCUGGCAUUGUGGGACCGCUUCAGGGCUGCCGAACGAACGCCAACUUGCUUCGUGCGUUGCGGGCAGGUCUGGGGCAGGUGGCAGCCCCGUGAUCCACCAUCAUGCACGGAGACGGACUUUUUGAUGAAGAAACCCAGAGCAGUCGAUGCCGACCAGGGCGAUUUGGUUGUCAAAGGUUUUGACAAAACCUGCCCUGUUCCCUUUGGGGAAUCCGAAUGAGGGAGAUUACAGACACCUUCACUGCGAAGCCAAGGACAUUUCUGUAUAAUCAGUGGAUGAAAGGAUUUUCUCAGACUCUUUUUUCCCUUUUCCUUGAGGAUUAAUCCACCGCAAUCUACAAUUACAGUGGAAACCACAAGGCACAGGAUGUGGCAGGAGCCUCCAGCGCCGUCCGAAUUGUCCUGGACCCUUCCUUUAGCCUAGGGGAGUUUAACACUUGCCACCCGCCACCCCUCCCCCACUCCCUCCUGCUGAGCUCUUUAACCCGUUCUCCUUCCCUGAGUUAAGUUCUGUUUCCAAAACUGUCUUCUGGAGCUAUAAGUGGAUUGCCAGAAAUGAGAGAUUAACUGCUGGGAGAAGAGGAAGCGCCCUGUGUUGUGUCUCCUCUCAGCUGCCGACAUGAAGUGCUUUUUCCCAGUGCUGAGCUGUCUGGCUGUGCUGGGGGUAGUGUCAGCACAGCGGCAAGUCGCCGUCCAGGAAGGACCCUUGUACCGCACAGAGGGCUCCCACAUCACCAUCUGGUGCAACGUCAGCGGCUACCAGGGGCCUUCUGAGCAGAAUUUCCAGUGGUCCAUUUACCUGCCCUCCGCCCCUGAGCGCGAGGUCCAGAUUGUCAGCACCAUGGACUCUUCCUUCCCUUACGCCAUCUAUACCCAGCGUGUCCGCAGCGGGAAGAUCUACGUGGAGAGGGUCCAGGGGAACUCGGCUUUAUUGCACAUCACCGACCUCCAGGCCCGGGAUGCUGGGGAGUAUGAAUGCCACACGCCCAACACCGAUGAGCGGUACUUCGGGAGUUACAGUGCCAAGAUGAACCUCAUGGUGAUCCCGGACUCCCUGCAGUCCACUGCUGUGCGCCACACUCUGCACAGAGUGGAGCAGGACCCCCUAGAGCUCACGUGUGAGGUGGCCACGGAGACGUUGCAGCACAGCCACCUGUCCGUGGCCUGGCUACGGCAGCGGGGCGGCGAGAAGCCGGUGGAGGUCAUUGCCCUGAGCCGGGAUUUUGUGCUGCAGUCGAGCAGCGACUACGCGCAGAGGCAGAGCCUGGGGGAGGUGCGCCUGGACAAGCUGGGGAGCAGCACCUUCCGCCUCACCGUCUUCCACUUGCAGCCCUCCGACCAGGGCGAGUUCUACUGCGAGGCCACCGAGUGGAUCCAGGACCCAGACGGCUCAUGGUACCCGAUGACCCGAAAGCGUUCCGAGGGGACUGUGGUCAACGUCCAGCCCACCGACAAAGAGUUCACCGUUCGGCUGGAGACCGACAAGCGGCUGUAUACGGUAGGUGAACCGGCGGAGUUCAGGUGCAUCCUGGAGGGGCAGAACACUCCCGACCGUUACUUUGCCGUCUCCUGGGCCUUCAACAGCUCGCUCAUUGCCAGCAUGGGGCCGAAUGCUGUGCCGGUCCUCAACAGUGAGUUCACCCAUCGGGAGGCCAGGGGCCAGCUCAAAGUGGCCAAGGAGAGCGACAGUGUCUUCGUGCUGAAGAUUUACCACCUCCGCCAGGAGGACAGUGGGAAAUACAACUGUCGUGUGACAGAGAGAGAGAAAACAGUCACCGGGGAAUUCAUCGACAAGGAGAGCAAGCGUCCCAAGAACAUCCCCAUCGUCGUCCUCCCCAUCAAGAGCAGCAUCUCGGUGGAGGUGGCCAGCAAUGCCAGCGUCGUCCUGGAGGGUGAGAAUCUACACCUCUCCUGCAGCAUCCGCACAGCGGGUAGACCACUAGGCCGCUUCUCCGUCAUCUGGCAGCUGGUGGACAGGCAGAACCGCCGCAGCAACAUCAUGUGGCUGGACCGGGACGGCACCGUGCAGCCUGGCACGUCCUACUGGGAGCGCAGCAGCUUUGGGGGCGUCCAGAUGGAGCAGGUGCAGCCCAACUCGUUCAGCCUGGGCAUCUUCAACAGCAGGAGGGAGGACGAGGGCCAGUACGAAUGCCACGUGACCGAAUGGGUGCGGGCAGUGGAUGGCGAGUGGCAGGUCGUGGGGGAACGCCGGGCCAGCACCCUCGUGUCCAUCACGGCUCUCGAAACGGGCUUUGCAGUCACUGCCAUCUCCCGCACGCCGGGGGUGACCUACAGUGACUCCUUUGACCUGCAGUGCAUCAUCAAACCCCAUUACCCCGCCCGGGUCCCUGUGUCAGUGACGUGGCGGUUCCAGCCGGUGGGCACUGCCGAGUUCCAUGACCUGGUGACCUUUACCCGGGAUGGAGGAGUCCAGUGGGGAGACAGGUCCUCCAGCUUCCGUACCCGAACGGCCAUUGAAAAGGCUGAGUCCAGCAACAACGUCCGGCUGAGCAUCAGCCGGGCCAGCGACACGGAGGCGGGCAAGUACCAGUGUGUGGCAGAGCUGUGGCGGAGGAACUACAACAACAGCUGGACGCGGCUGGCCGAGAGGACCUCCAACCUGCUGGAGAUCAGGGUGCUGCAGCCAGUGACAAAGUUGCAGGUGAGCAAAUCAAAGAGGACCCUCACCCUGGUGGAAAACAGGCCCAUCCAGCUGAACUGUUCAGUCAAGUCCCAGACCAGCCAGAACUCCCACUUCGCCGUGCUCUGGUACGUCCACAAGCCCUCGGACGCCGACGGCAAGCUCAUCCUCAAAACCACCCACAACUCCGCCUUUGAGUAUGGCACCUACGCCGAGGAGGAGGGCCUGAGAGCCAGGCUGCAGUUUGAGAGGCACGUGUCUGGGGGUCUGUUCAGCCUCACUGUCCAGAGAGCCGAGGUCAGCGACAGCGGCAGCUAUUACUGCCAUGUGGAAGAGUGGCUGCUGAGCCCCAACUACGCCUGGUACAAGCUGGCAGAGGAGGUUUCGGGGCGCACGGAAGUCACUGUGAGGCAGCCAGACAGCCGCCUGAAGCUCAGCCAGGCGCAGGGCAACCUGUCGGUUCUGGAGACGCGGCAGGUGCAGCUGGAGUGUGUGGUCCUGAACCGCACGAGCGCGGCCUCGCAGCUGCUGGUGGAGUGGUUCGUGUGGAAGCCCAACCACCCAGAGCGGGAGACCUUGGCCCGCCUGAGUCGCGACGCCACCUUCCACUACGGAGAGCAGGCGGCCAAGAACAACCUGCAGGGCCGGCUGCACUUGGAGAGCCCUUCCCCGGGUGUGUACCGGCUCUUCAUCCAGAACGUGGCGGUGCAGGACAGCGGAACCUACAGCUGCCGCGUCGAGGAGUGGCUGCCCAGCCCUGGCGGCACGUGGUACAGACGGGCAGAGGACACCGCUGGCCAGACGGCUGUUCGAGUCAUGCGACCAGAUGCCGCCCUGCAGGUGGACACGGUGGUCCCCAAUGCCACGGUGUCCGAGAAGGCGGCUUUCCAGCUGGACUGUAGCAUCGUGUCUCGCUCCAGCCAGGACUCCCGCUUCGCUGUGGCCUGGUACUCCCUGAGGACUAAAGCUGGAGGGCAAAGGGGCAGCCCCGGCCUGGAAGAUGGGGAGGAGGAAGGGGAGGAGGGGAAAGAAGAGGAGGAAGAGGACCCCACAGAGCGGACAGCCCUGCUGAGCGUGGGCCCAGACGCUGUCUUUGGCCCAGAGGGCAGCCCCUGGGAGGGCAGGCUUCGCUUCCAGAGGCUCUCCCCGCUACUCUACCGGCUCACAGUGCUGCAGGCAAGCCCUCGGGACACGGGCAACUACUCCUGCCGCGUGGAGGAGUGGCUGCCCAGCCCUCAGAAGGAAUGGUACCGGCUGGCGGAGGAAGAGUCGGCCCCCAUCGGCAUCCGGGUUCUGGACACAAGUCCCACCCUGCAGUCCAUCAUCUGCUCCAACGACGCACUCUUCUACUUCGUCUUCUUUUACCCUUUCCCCAUCUUUGGCAUCCUUAUCAUCACCAUCCUGCUGGUGCGCUUCAAGAGCCGGAACUCCAGCAAGAACUCCGACGGGAAGAAUGGGGUGCCCCUGUUGUGGAUCAAGGAGCCACACCUCAACUACUCCCCCACUUGCCUGGAGCCCCCUGUGCUCAGUAUCCACCCAGGAGCCAUAGACUAAGGGGACCCCUGGCGGUCAUGAGCCACAGAGGAGCUGAGGCUCUCCCCACUGCCUCUCGCUCUGCGAUCAGACAGCGGACAGCACCCGACCUCUGGGGCGCUCUCACAGAACGCGGUCGGACUUGAGAAGUGUUCGGAGUCGCCGCUCAGCCAGAGGCAGACUGCCUCUAGGUGGCAGUCUUGGUGGGUUAGCUAUUUUCGAGCAGAUGGCGCCACCCUGCCGAAUUAGGUUGCUUGUUUCUGUUUUCGGUAAUGUGGUGAGUAGCUCCCGGUGCCACGUCUACUCACUGAUUUAUAUAGUAUUCGCAGAUAUAGAUGUUACAGGGGCUCUUAUUCUUUGUAAGGGACGCUUUUUCAAUCCCUUUGGUUUACGCUUUUUGGAUUCCGUCAUGUUGUGGACAAAUUACCCUUAAAUACGACUGAUGGCAGCAGGAAGGACGAACUUUAUAGCGCAAAGGAAUCUCUUCCAAGACUUUUUUUCAUUUUUGCACACUUGAAAAUGCCACCCAUGGAUCAAAAUAUACCCAAACAUUUUUUACUUCCUUAACGAGACUUGAAAAUUAUGUGUAGUGUGGGCCCAAUUUGUAUCUUAUAUUUUCCCUCAGCUGGAGUUGUUGGAACCACUUUGUAGUCAAGAUGAAAGCAUUGAAUUUUGCUUCAAAGAACUGUAUGUACAAGAUAAAUCCUGCAUAACCCCACUAGGAGUAGAUAGCGCCCAGCCUAGCCUAUCUGUUGGGGAGGCAAUAGGCUUCAAUCCCACCCUUGCCAAAAAAUGAGCAGACUCUGUUGGACAACGAGUCAGAAGCUCCAAACAGCACACACUUUGCAAGUUAAAGUGGGCAGAGGGCUGCUUUUAGCAGCUACUGACUUUCAGAUUGAUCAAAGUCACUGAUUAGUGAAAGAAGGAAACAAGGCUGGUUGUCGGCUUGGUCUGUUCUGCAAGGGCAGUCUCUGACUGAUAAUUGCGAGCCGGUGGGCUUCUAUUUUCAGGUGCUUUGCCAAACUCGUAAGGGAAAAUGGCCAGUGAGCCUGCAGAGGGCCCAGCAGCCCCCACAUACACUGUCGGGAGGCACUGGGGCUGGCUGACAGCUAAGGCUCGUGAACGUUGGGACGGUCAGCCAGCGGUGAGGGGGGUUUCCAGAGCCAGCCAUUGUAGAACAGGGAGGAAUAACUACCUCCCUGGAGAUAUGAAGACUAGGUUUUCCUUUUUCCUUCCAAUUAGAUUUUUCUCAAAGAUACUGAUGUCUUUCUUCUUUGCCGUUUAACCUGCAUCUCACUGCCGUAAGAAUAUCUGCC